AAUAAUUGUAGGUGAGUAGGAGAAGGAAUAACAAUUAUUGCGAUAUUUUCUUCCUGUUUGCGAAAUAAGAAUAUUUUAAAACAGUCGUGACUGCGGAUAGUCAUGAUUUAGACUGAGGUUAGUGCCAUUCCAUUUGGACUUAUCAAAUUAUUAAAGUGUUAAGGGGAUACGUAUUAUACAAGAGAGUAAAUUAAGGAACACAUUGAAAAAUUGAUUUUCAGUUUAGAUUUAUUUACAUAUCGGUGUCCAAAAUAGUUUAAACCUUAAACGUUUGACAGUCUUCGAGCACAGACACAUUAAUGCUAUACCUGGAAUGUGGAUAAUGAGUGGAUUUUCUAAAACAAUAACGAAAACGCUGUUAAAGCAGGAUGAUAUUUCGAAUAUUUGCUCUUCUUUGCGUCACUCGCUCAUGUUUGGCAGUGACGGUGAUAAUAAACGAGACGGAGGUAGACUGUAAUGGACAUUGUGCUUGCUGUAAAGGAGGAGAGGAUGCAUGUGUAUUCGCUGAUGGAAAAUCUGAUUAUUGUUUUAAAGGAUGUGUAAACACAAUAUAUGGACAUAGAUGCAAAUAUUCAUGUCCUCUUAACUGCGCUACUUGCGACCAAAGCGUUGGCAGGUCGUGUUUCACUUGCAAGGAUUCGUUUUACGAUAUAAAUAGUGUUUGUAGCAUGAGUUGUCCUCUUGGGUGUGAUGGCACUUGUAAUGAUAAGGGAACUUGCAUUACAUGCAUAUCCAAUUUCGAAGGAGCCAGAUGCGAUGCAUGUAUACCAGGGAAAUACGGUGAAGAUUGUUCUAUGAACUGUCAUUAUCAAAACUGCCGUUGUACGGACUGGAAUGGAUGUGAUUCAUGUAAAACAGGAUUUGCUGGUACCUUGUGCAUGGAAUGUGUAGCUGGAAAGUAUGGAUCAAACUGCAACAUUAGUUGUCCUAACGUAUGCAAGGGAACCUGUAUGAGAAACGGAGUAUGCAUUGAAUGCAUAACUGGAUAUUACGGCGAACAUUGCAAUGUUAUGUGUUCUAAGGGUUGUAGUGGUGGAGUUUGUUAUAGAAAUGGGACGUGUUAUUGUACAGAUAAUUUUACAGGUAAAUAUUGUGAUGAAUGUGUUGCAGAAAAAUAUGGGGACAAUUGCCAACAUGAAUGCAGUGUUGGUUGUUCUGUAUCGUACUGUGACAAAAAAGACGGAUCGUGCCUUGGUGGAUGUAUAGAUGGAUUAUAUGGCAUGUAUUGUUCUCAGAAGUGUACCGAUAUUGACAAUAUGUGUUUGAAAUGUAGCCAGCUUGGUGGAACGUGUUUGAUGUGUAACAAAGGAUUUUACCCGAAUGAAAAUGGAGAUUGCACUACUUGCAAUAGUAACUGUAAUAAUGGACAGUGUAAUCCUGAAACAGGCAAAUGUAUAAAUGGCUGUGCAGUCAGCUUUUGGGGAGACAAGUGUGACGUCCAUUGUAGUUCUAAUUGUGGAACAUGUCAGCAAGAAUCAGGAAUCUGUGACUCAUGUACAAAUCUUACCACCCAUGGUCUGUUUUGCAAUGAACCAUGCAUGUCAUCAUGCUAUGGAAGAAAGUGCGAACAAGGUACUGGUCAUUGUUCCCUUGGAUGUGAUAGAGAUUUCUUUGGCAAUAUGUGUGAAACCAAAUGCCCUGAGAAUUGUCAGCACACAGGAACAAACACAAGUUGUAAUGCUUAUGGCGAUUGUUUGUAUGGCUGCAUUAAUGAUCUGCAAGGCAGAUCUUGUACAGAGAGACGAAUUUUCACUGCUUCUUCCACCAAUGUUGCACUCGCAGCUUUAUCGGGUUUUUUGGGAAUUGUGCUUAUUUGUACAGCUGCAGGUUGCUUCUUAUGGAACAGGCGAAUGUCUAAAUCAAUAGAACGAAAUUCGGAAAUACAGUUAGAUCAGCGUGAAACCGAAAGGGCAUAUGAAGAGCUACAAAUACAGGCCAACGAACCAGCAUACAGGAAUGUUGAGGACAAUUAUACUGUCCUUGUAAUGUAAAAGUUAAAAAAACUAUAUGAGUCCGAAGUUCACAUUUAACAACAUGUGUUUAGGACGUCUUGUUUAGUGCUCGUAUAUUUUAAACUUUUGGUCAAUGUUGGAACAAGUGUGAGGUUGACCGCUAUUAAACUGGUUCAAGUAAACGCCGUUUGUAGUAUCCAAUCCUAAAAUUUUGUUAUAUUUUUGUAAUAUUUCUUGUAUUGUUGUUCUGUUUUUCUUGCAUGGACCUUUUUGGCCCUUUUUUGAUUGCAUUUAAACAAUGAAAAUGAAAGUAUAACACAUCAUAAACAUGGAAAUGCUAUGACGGCAGUUCUACAAAAACUUG
Messenger RNA from Mya arenaria, 2316 nucleotides. Its product is annotated as protein draper-like. The record is from RefSeq and is a predicted model, not a curated record. Gene Ontology annotation, molecular function: scavenger receptor activity. Lineage: Eukaryota; Metazoa; Mollusca; Bivalvia; Myida; Myidae. The transcript has 5 exons. The coding region runs from base 369 to 1991 and encodes 540 amino acids.